ACGCUCCUUUUCUCAGCCACCUCUUCUCGAAUAUUCUUCUCUUCCUAGAAAUUUCAGCAAACUCUCUUUUUCUCUCUCUCUCUCUCUUUUUUUAAGCUUUGCUCUUAAAAACCUCUCCUUUUCACUUCCAACUUUCUCAGCCUCUAGUAGAAGAACCGAAAAAAGAGAGAGAGAAAUGGCGUCGUUUUCUGAAGCUCCACCUGGCGAUCCAAAGGUCGGAGAGAAGAUCUUCAAAACCAAGUGCGCUCAGUGCCACACCGUUGACAAAGGCGCUGGUCACAAGCAAGGUCCCAAUCUGAAUGGCUUGUUCGGAAGGCAGUCUGGUACAACUCCUGGGUACUCCUAUUCAACUGCUAACAAGAACAUGGCUGUGAAUUGGGAGGAAAAGACAUUGUAUGAUUACUUGCUGAACCCCAAAAAGUACAUUCCUGGGACUAAGAUGGUAUUCCCCGGGCUGAAGAAGCCACAGGAUCGGGCUGACCUCAUUUCAUAUUUGAAGCAAUCUACUGCAUCUUAAUUACUCCCAGACUUUUAUUUUAGUUCCCCAAUUCCAUUUUGCAGUUGUUGGAGAUUCACACAGUGCGGAUAAAAGCACUAUUUUUUACCAAUAAAUUAGACCAUUUAGGUCUGCAAUGCUCUUUUGUUUGUUGAGCUUUGCUUGGUCAUUGCGUCCCAAGGAAGAGAUUGCUGUAAUUGGCAAGCGGAACAUUCAUUUCAGUUAGUUUUUUACGAAUAUUUCCCGAAUAUACUGGGCUAAUGAUAAUUUUAUUUUGAUUCUUGAUAA
Messenger RNA from Quercus robur (English oak), 784 nucleotides. RefSeq names its product cytochrome c. The transcript has 3 exons. The coding region runs from base 176 to 517 and encodes 113 amino acids. The record is from RefSeq and is a predicted model, not a curated record. Gene Ontology annotation, biological process: mitochondrial electron transport, cytochrome c to oxygen; mitochondrial electron transport, ubiquinol to cytochrome c. Lineage: Eukaryota; Viridiplantae; Streptophyta; Magnoliopsida; Fagales; Fagaceae. Gene Ontology annotation, cellular component: mitochondrial intermembrane space. Gene Ontology annotation, molecular function: heme binding; electron transfer activity.